GGAUAAAGAAAUUCUUGUACGUGAUAAUUGUAUAUAACCAUGUCAAUCAUGCCUGGGCGAAGUUUUGAUCUCGUGAACCUUUUCUUCUCAAACACUUUCGUUCUAAACUUUAGAAUUCGAUACUUCUCUCGUUCGAACUUUCAUACAAUCAAGCGUUUAGAACUCUACAGCCAAGAUGCGUUUCUACUAUGCUAUCAUAGCGGGUCUCGCUACUCUCUCGCUUGCAGCUCCGCAGGGUCAAAUUCAAGAUGAAGUUGAUAAUGCGCUUGCUAGUAUCAAUGAAAAUGGAAAUGGCAAUGGCAACGACAAUGGAAAUUCCAAUGGCAAUGCCAAUGAGAAUGGAAAUAGCAAUGAGAACAACAACAGCAACAGCAAUACAAAUGUGAAUGAAAACACAAAUGUCAAUGAGAAUACCAAUAUCAACGAUAAUGAAAAUAACAAUAAGCCUCCACCAAAAUCAACUCCAGUCAAGUCAAGUUCCCGGACACCUCCACGAACAACCGUCAAAAGUACUGUCGUUAUCACUUCUACAAUCACGGUUCGUCCAACUAGUACUGUUCAGCCAACUACUCAAAGAAGUUCAACUCCAAGUAGCUCAGCUACUCGCACUCAAUCGGGUGUCACAACCAGCAGAACUUCAAGUGAAAGUAGCACAGGUACCCGUACCCAAUCGGGCCUUACAACCAGCAGAAGUUCAACUACCAGCGAGAGUAGAACCACACCCUCUAGCAUCAGUACAAGUACGACUUCGCGCGCUACAACAAGUGAAACAUCUUCUACUGUUUCCACCUCCAGUGGCACGGGAACUCGCACACAAUCCGGCCUCACAACAAGCCGUGAAAGCACUACGAUUACCACUACGGUCCCUACUACUUCAGAAACUGGCACAGGAACUCGUACUCAAUCUGGUCUUACAACAAGCCGAGAAACAACUGCUCCUCCUGAAACUGUUACCACUCGCAUAACUACUGGUACUGAAACUGGUACUGGAACUAGAACUGGUGGAGGAGGUGUAGUAACACCUACAACUCAGGUUCUUCCUCCUCCUGAGACUACAACUCAAGUUGUACCACCUCCUCUUAUCCCUACUACUCAGGUUGUGCCACCACCUCUCAUUCCAACGACUCAAGUUAUUCCUCCUCCUCUUAUCCCCACCACUGCAAUUGUUCCUCCACCAGCCGUUACAACCAACGCGCAAGGAUCCGUCAUCCCUGUCAUUCCUGUCAUUCCCAUCAUCCCUAUAACCGAAGCCGGCACCGCCACCGCAGCUGGAAAUGUCGUCCCACCCCCCAACACCCUCUUCCCCUCAAUCACGAUCCUCCCAGUCCUCACAACCAUCACUACCGUCAACCCACCCAUCACAACCAUAACCUCCAUCCCAAUCGUACCCAUCGCCCCCAUCGUACCUCUCACAAUCACCACCAACAACGCCGUCCUAACAGUUCAAGGAAUCCAAACCACCAUCUCGGGACAAGAAACUAUUGUUCCUGCGACACAGGCCCCAGCAAGUAUCGUUAGCACGAUCGUCAUUUCCGGCGUCACGCUUACGACUACUAUUCCUGCAGGUGCAAUUACCACGUUUGUUAGUGCAGGUCAAACAAUCACGACCUUUGUUCCUGGUGGUGCACCGGCGGAAACUAGUGCUGGAGCUGUUCUUGGUCAGUCUACUGGUGCUGCAGAGAGAGUUAAGGCGCUUGAAGGAGGAGCUAUUGUUGGACUUGUUGGGUUUGCUGUUGGGGGUUUGUUGUUGCUUUAAUUUUUGAUGUUUUUUUGAUUUCGUUGAUUUGAGUUGGUCGUUUAAUGUUCCGGAAUUAAUUUUUGAGACUUUGCUUGGAUUUGGAUUUUGUUGGAUUUAUAUGGCUUUGCGUUUAUAUCUAUAUUGAUUUGAAUUUGAUACUAAUGUUGCAAUGGAAGUU
Sclerotinia trifoliorum is the source of this 1916-nucleotide messenger RNA. Lineage: Eukaryota; Fungi; Ascomycota; Leotiomycetes; Helotiales; Sclerotiniaceae. The record is from the annotation of a GenBank genome assembly.